Lycium ferocissimum is the source of this 2903-nucleotide messenger RNA. RefSeq names its product receptor-like serine/threonine-protein kinase ALE2. Gene Ontology annotation, molecular function: protein kinase activity; ATP binding. The transcript is spliced from 9 exons. Gene Ontology annotation, biological process: protein phosphorylation. Bases 305 to 2662 code for a protein of 785 amino acids. The record is from RefSeq and is a predicted model, not a curated record. NCBI's taxonomy places the organism in Eukaryota, Viridiplantae, Streptophyta, Magnoliopsida, Solanales, Solanaceae.
CUCUCACUUCUUCUUCUUCUUUCUAUAAUAUAAAUAUCACUUUCUCUCUCUAGCUCAGCUGAAUUCUAGACUGAGAAGAUCCCUCAUUUGUCCUUUCUAGUGCAGUGUUGUUUUGUGCAUCACUGUGUGGCACUUUCUGUAUUUGGUGGAUCUGUGAAAGUACAAACGGACCUGCAUUGUGGAGGUGCUAGGGUUUUUAGACAUGCAAUCUCAUGGAGACUAAAACCCUAGGAGAAUGGUGUUGGAGUUUGGUGGGGUUUGAUACUGAGGAUGAUGUUUGGGAAUUUUGUUGUAGAGAGAGAAGAUGCUUCCACCUCUAAUGCUUCUCUUUCUCCUUUCUUUCCUCACUCUUGUUCCUACUCCUCUCGGGUUAACAUUGCCGCAUAUUUACCUGUCUCCUACUCUACCGCCAAACAAGGGUUACUUUGCAACCAAACUUUUUUUAGAAGAUGCAAGAUUAGUGCCAACUCGUGCCUCAUUUGCACCAAUGCCAGCACCGCGUAUGCACCAUCGCAGACCAUAUCUGGUUCCCUCUAGGGCGCCUGCUCCUUCCCCUGCAUCUCAAGGUCGUGCUGCCGCUCCAAUUUCCAGUCGAGUGGCAAGACGUCACGGUCAUCAUCAUCAUCACCGGCCGAGAGCUCCUGUUUCCCCAUCUCCUGCAGUGGGCUCAGGUUGUGGCCAGAUCUGUGCAGAGCCAUUUGCUUAUGUUCCUUUUGUUAUACCUUGUGCUUGUGUGUUUCCAAUGAAAGUCAGACUUCUCUUAGACAAGUCACUUUAUUCUAUAUUUCCUGUGGUUAGAGAUCUGGGGAUUCAGGUUGCAGAAGGCACCUAUCUAGAUCCAAGUCAAGUUGUUUUAGUUGGAGCUAGUGCUGAUACUCAAAAUCAAGAAAGAACAAUUGUUGAUAUUAACUUGGUUCCCUUGGGGGAGAAGUUUGAUAACACCACAGCUAUGCUGACCUAUGAAAGAUUCUGGAAAAAGAAGGUGCCUCUCAAUAGAACGAUGUUUGGGGAUUAUGAAGUGAUGCACAUUAUCUAUCCAGGGCUUCCUUCUUCACCAUCUGGCGAUUCUGGUAAUGGUCCAACUGGAAGUGUUGUCAAUCAACAAUUCCCUAUUACUGCUGACUUUGUAAACAAGAGCCAGAAAAUGAAUCCCCGAUUCGUUUUUCUCAUUGCUUCAUCAGCAUUAGUAUUGUUGGUGGUAUGCUGUGGUGCACUGGUUGUCAUCUUAAAAUGUAGGAGGACUGGCCGACCAUCAAAUGCUGUUGGUCCAGUGUUUACAUCAUCUAUGCACAAGAGAUCUGGCAAGGGAAUUGGGUCGACAAUAUCAAGUAGCCCAGAUAGCUCAACAUCGGUUUCCCUCAUUUCUCCUAUGCCCGCAUCUAUCCUUUCUGUCAAAACAUUUUCGCUUGCAGAGCUUGAAAAGGCAACUGACAAGUUUAGUUUAAAAAGGGUUUUAGGUGAAGGAGGAUUUGGACGAGUUUAUCAUGGUAUCUUAGAAGACAGAACAGAAGUUGCUGUGAAAGUGCUCACUAGGGAUAAUAACCAGAAUGGAGAUCGUGAAUUUAUUGCUGAAGUUGAGAUGCUAAGCCGAUUGCAUCACCGUAACCUGGUGAAAUUAAUUGGUAUAUGCAGUGAAGAGCGGACUCGCAGCUUGGUAUAUGAAAUUGUUCGAAACGGUAGUGUGGAGUCUCAUUUGCAUGGAAGAGACGGGAGAAAAGGGCCACUUGAUUGGGAUGUGAGGUUGAAAAUUGCUCUUGGCGCUGCGAGAGGACUAGCUUACCUUCAUGAAGAUUCUAAUCCUCGUGUAAUUCAUCGUGAUUUUAAAGCCAGCAAUGUUUUGUUAGAAGAUGACUUCACCCCUAAGGUUUCAGAUUUUGGGUUAGCAAGGGAAGCAACCGAAGGAAGUGACCACAUAUCUACUCGAGUCAUGGGAACUUUUGGGUACGUUGCUCCUGAAUAUGCAAUGACAGGACACCUACUUGUUAAAAGUGAUGUGUAUAGUUACGGAGUUGUGUUAUUGGAGCUUCUCUCCGGAAGAAAACCUGUGGACAUGUCUCAACCUCCUGGACAAGAAAACCUGGUAACUUGGGCGCGACCUCUUCUAACUACUAGAGAAGGUUUGGAGCAACUGGUGGAUCCUUCUUUGGCUGGAAGCUAUGACUUUGAUGAUAUGGCAAAAGUGGCUGCCAUUGCUUCAAUGUGCGUGCAUCCAGAGGUGACUCAAAGGCCAUUUAUGGGAGAAGUUGUGCAAGCUCUCAAACUCAUCUAUAAUGACAAUGAUGAAACUUGUGCUGAUGGAUGUAGCCAGAAAGAGUCCUCGUUGCCAGAUUCAGAUUUCAAAGGUGUCCCUUCUGAUAGCAGUUGGUGGAAUGCUGGUGGGGUUACACCAAGAUUAACAUAUGGACAAGCCUCCACUUUCAUGACAAUGGAUUACAGUUCUGGUCCACUUGAAGAGUUUGAAAACAGACCGUUUUCAGCUUCAAGUUUUAAUCCAGGUGGAGGGGGCGGCUUAACAAUAAGCCAUGGCAACAGAUCAGGUCCUUUGAGGACUGUAAGGAGUAAACCAGCCCUCUAUAGGUUACGGGGCAGUAUGAGUGAACAUGGUGCACUUCUCCCAAGACAUGCUUGGAAGGAUGGCAUCAAUUAUGAUGCUUCUUUUUAGACUGUUUUUUCAAGUGUACAGUGCCGAAGGCCGUUACUAUUAGGAAGAAAGGGAUGGUUCUCCGGUGUAGAUUAGGAGUUUGAAAUUGCCGCGAUAUCCCUAGGGACAGAGUGGAUUAAGCCUUCUAAUUUUGGUAAUCUUACAUUCAUUUUAAUACAGACAGGAAAGAUAAACGGGAUACUCCUUGUUGUAUAUGUUGUCAAAUUAACUUUUCUCUUUAGUCCAAAAUUGGAUCGAACUA